AUGGCUGACUUGCAAAAGACGCUGUCCCAAGAAGAGAUGGAUGACAUCAUAUACGAGGCCAGAGCGGGGGAUCUUGACUCUUUGAAAGAGAUCUUCGAGAAACAUGUCGAUCCACAAACGCUAUUGACCAUCAAAGAUGAAUACACUUUAGCUACCCCUAUACACAUGGCAGCGGCGAACGGACAUGACCAGGUGUGUCAAUACCUUUUGCGACUGCUUUCUAAGGGCGACGCACAAAACUUAGUGAAUAAACAGAAUGAAUCGGGAAAUACCGCGCUGCAUUGGGCAGCCUACAAUGGGCACACAGAGACAAUUAAGGUACUUUGCGAGUUCGGCGCAGAUCCAUUCCUGAAGAACAAGUUCAACCACGAUGCUAUUUAUGAGGCAGAGAAGAACAACAAGUCUGAGGUGGAGAAGUACUUUUUGGAGAAAUUUGAUAUCCAGCAGGACGAUGAUGAACCGGCUCAGAAAGUCCAGUACAAGGAGGGAACAGAGAUUGAGAAGGCAACGGAAGAAUCGCGUGAAGUGGAAAGUAUAUGUAAGGGGCUCAAGGCUAAUCAGCUGUGA
Molecule: messenger RNA, 567 nt
Organism: Ogataea parapolymorpha DL-1
Lineage: Eukaryota; Fungi; Ascomycota; Pichiomycetes; Pichiales; Pichiaceae
Product: Ankyrin repeat-containing protein YAR1
Exons: 1
Coding region: 1-567 (188 amino acids)
Molecular function (GO): protein binding
Source: RefSeq, a predicted model, not a curated record